UUACCGCCUUUAUCAAACGUCUGAUUGCGUCUUACCCUAAUAAAAUUUAUAAAAAUUUUAAAACCACUUCCAACUAGGAUGAGUACUAAACAAAAUGAAGUACAUAUUUUAUUCACGGGAUAUUCCAGACCAGAUAGUAAUGAUUCCAACGCCAUGCGCGCAAAUUGUACCUGUACUCUGAUACGCACACGCAAUGGACGCAACAUCAUCGUUGAUACCCUCACCGCUUGGGACGGAGAUCGUCUGUCAGAAGCUCUUCAAAACGUACAUGGACUUAAGACACAAGAUAUACAUGUAGUUGUUUGUACACAUGGUCAUUCUGAUCAUACAGGUUGUAACUACCUCUUUCGUGCGGCACAAUGGCACUUUAUGGGCGCAUGUGUUUCCAAUCGUGACAAAUAUUUAGAUUGUCCACUAACCCGUGGUGACUCGGAACCUUUUCAAUUGUGUGGUGAUGAUGUGGUUGUAGUACGAACCCCGGGUCAUACCCUCAACUGUGUAUCCGUGUUGGUACGAGACACUAAUCUGGGAGAAGUUGUUGGAGUUUGUGGAGAUUUAUUUGAACGUGUCGAGGAUAUAGCAGAUCCCACCAUUUGGCUGGAAGCAGGCAGUGAAAAUGCGGAAUCUCAGCGGAGUCAACGUUUGCGAAUGGUGGAUUUAUGCAAUUACAUCAUACCUGGUCAUGGUCAAGGAUUUGCCGUAACCGAAAAUAUGCGGGAAAAACUGCGACAACAAGUGAAUUCCAACAACGCGAAUAAUCAAUAACAUAAUGACAAGCACGAUUGAUGAUAGCAGUUGCGGAAUAAAAGCCGAUGCCAAAUAGUGUGUGUCGAAAACUCGCCUGCGUCAAAAAUUUGGAAAUAAUUUCAUUGAGGUUUUGUUACUCAUAAAUUACAUAUUCUUCAAAUUAGUAUAAUCUUGUCCCAAUUACCACAAUAUCCCAUUCCGAUUUCCCAUCGCUCGUCUUAUAAGAUAAAAAUCUUAUCAGACAUAAAAACCUCUGCCUGAAACUUACAUUAUUCCAUUCUCUGAAUGGGGCCUGCUACACCUUCAAUAUGUAUCGUGAUAUUUGGAUCGCGAUCUAUUUUGAAUAUUGAUGGAUUACUUCGCGACUGCUAGACGUUCAAUAUAUAUUACGUCAAUAUUUAUACGAUGUUGUUAGUGUUUUCAUAAGAAAAAAUAUUUAAAGAAUUUAUUUGUUUAUUUUUUCGUAAAUUUUUUCAUAAAAUUUCGGAAGAAAACCUAAGAAAAUCAUGUUUGGCUAUUGUUUUUGCUCCCACAGCAAUUCAUUAUUACUGUAUCCAAUAUUUGGACGUUAUCAAAAAACCUUUGGCAGAUGAGUUGCAUAGCUCUGGGAAAGAUUCUAUUUUAAACAGUAUAAUUCAUGUUCAUUUAUUAGAAUAAAGUUUAUUUUAAAAUUUUGGCACUGUUGUAUUUCACCAAUUCGGACUUGUAAAUCACAAAAUAUGCUACACAUUCAAUUUUUAUCUCGCGAUCCACGAUCCGCGAUCUGGAUUUCAAAAUAUUUAAAUAUUUUGUGAUAUGGAUCGUGAUCUAUCAAUAUUGCAUGCUAAACGUUCAAUAAAUAUCGCGAUACAGGAAAUAUCACGAUAAAUACUGAACGUGUAGCAGGCGCCAAUAAGUAAACCCUUUUAAAUGAAAGCCAAACGGUUAAAUUUUAAAAACAAAUCUGUCAUAUAUUUUCUCUUGCUUGGGUUUUCACCAUAUUUUUAUGUUUUCUUUUUAUAAAACAUUAUUAUAAUUUCUUAAUAUUUGUUCCAUUUAUAAAUAAAAUAAAAAAUACUAAUACUUAUGCCUGAACUAUGAAUUACAUUAAUUAUAUUUACCA
Molecule: messenger RNA, 1849 nt
Organism: Zeugodacus cucurbitae (melon fly)
Lineage: Eukaryota; Metazoa; Arthropoda; Insecta; Diptera; Tephritidae
Product: metallo-beta-lactamase domain-containing protein 1
Exons: 1
Coding region: 79-765 (228 amino acids)
Source: RefSeq, a predicted model, not a curated record